This is a messenger RNA of Neoarius graeffei (lesser salmon catfish), 1357 nucleotides long. RefSeq names its product histone H1.0. Gene Ontology annotation, biological process: negative regulation of DNA recombination; nucleosome assembly; chromosome condensation. Gene Ontology annotation, cellular component: nucleus; nucleosome. NCBI's taxonomy places the organism in Eukaryota, Metazoa, Chordata, Actinopteri, Siluriformes, Ariidae. Bases 230 to 895 code for a protein of 221 amino acids. Gene Ontology annotation, molecular function: structural constituent of chromatin; double-stranded DNA binding; nucleosomal DNA binding. The record is from RefSeq and is a predicted model, not a curated record. The transcript has a single exon.
ACACACACACACACACUUGUACGUUUAUACGAGUUUGAUAUCGAUCCUCGUGACGUGAUUAUUAUCAUUAUUAUUAAUAUUAAUUAUUAUUCUCAUCAUUAAUUGAUAAAAAGUUCCUGAUUUUUUUUUUGUGCCGGUUUGUUUUCAUUCUGAGAGUUCUGACACCACGAGGCGCAAUUAAUUAAUUUAUUUAUUUAUUGUGCGGCUCUCAUCGGGACUCUUGAAAGCCAUGGCGGAAACGGCGGCGGCUCCGGCGGCGGCCAAAACCAAGAAGGCGAAAUCAGCGAAGAAGGCGACGUCGCACCCGAAAUACUCGGAUAUGAUCCAGGCGGCGGUGGAGGCGGAUAAAAGUCGCGGCGGCGCCUCGCGUCAGUCCAUCCAGAAGUACGUGAAGAGCCACUACAAAGUGGGCGACAGCGCCGACGCGCAGAUCAAACUGGCGCUCAGGAGGCUCGUCGCGGCCGGCUUCCUGCGCCAGACCAAAGGCAUCGGAGCCUCGGGCUCGUUCAAGCUCGCCAAAGCCGAGGAGCCGACCAAGAAGAAGAAGAAAAAGAGGCAGCCGGCGUCCGCGUCUCCAGCGGCCAAGAAGAAACCCAAAGCCGCCGUGAAAGCCAGGAACCCCAAAGCCGCCGCCGCCGCAAAGCCCAAAAGAGCUCCCAAACCCAAAAAAGUGGCCGCCAAGUCUCCAGGCAAAGCGAGGAAGAGCAAAGCAGCCGGGGCUGACAAGAAAGUGAACAAAAAGGCGGCGGAGAAGAAGAAAAAGUCUGCUGUGAAGGUCAAGAAGGCGGUGAAGAAACCGAGAACAGCCUCCAAGCCGAAGAAGGUGAAAACCACAGCGGCGAAGAAGAAACCCAAAGCCAAGACGGCGAGCAAGAAAACGGCGAAGAAGAAGUGACUUUAUAAACAAAAGUUAGCUCUGAUGACACAGACUCAUUACACACACACACACCUGUAAAUAUACUUUUUUGAGGAUUUGUUUCUUUGCUUUAUUAUUAUUAUUAUUAUUAUUAUUAUUAUUAUGUAAGGUCUGUGUGUUGGCCUGACACUUCCUGCCGUCACCUUUUGCACUACUGGGAUAAAAACUUCAUUCAAAUAGGCUACUUUUUUUUUUUUUAGUAAAUGACUUGUUUGGCUCGAUAACACCUGAAGCAUUAAACUUCGUCUAGAUGAGCCCAUCUUUCUUUCUUUCUUUCUCUGUCUGUCUUUGUCUUUUUGACGGUGGAGCAUCAGGUGGAGGUCUGAACGCUAAUCAUGAUGUUUGUCAGGUUGUAAACUACAUUAGCAUCGGUCUGUAAGUGUAAUAACUUGUUUGGAUACCUUUAUACUGUACAACAAUAAACUUUUCUCCUCUUUUAAA